Molecule: messenger RNA, 465 nt
Organism: Symbiodinium sp. CCMP2456
Lineage: Eukaryota; Dinophyceae; Suessiales; Symbiodiniaceae
Source: the annotation of a GenBank genome assembly
AUGGCCGUGUGGACGCUUCUUGCGUUUCUGCUUCCGGCGAGACUUGCUGCUCAAGGAGACUAUCAGAACUAUGUCAACAAGUAUGCUUCUGGAUAUAUGGGUGGCUCCGGCGGCUCUGGCUACCAGAAGUAUUACCAGCAGUACAUGGACAAGUAUGGCUCUUCCGGAUCAGGGGACAAGACAGCAGAAUCUGGCCCCGUUAGCCUCGCGGCUGCGGAUGCAUCAAGCGGCAAGGCGGCAGACAAGACCAGCAGUGGCACUGCUGACAGCUCUGAAGGAAGCAGCUACCAAAAGUACAUGGACUACUCCAAGUACACCGGAGGCGCGCAGGGUGGUUCGCAGGCGGGACCGUCAGAGAAGAACAAUACAGGUUUCCUGUGCCUUCUCUGUAGCUCAAUGAUGCUAUGGAUGCUACUCGUAUGUGCAGGUCAAUGCAGGUCACAGGCCUGCGAGUUAGGGGUGUAA